This is a messenger RNA of Lactuca saligna, 1719 nucleotides long. Lineage: Eukaryota; Viridiplantae; Streptophyta; Magnoliopsida; Asterales; Asteraceae. The record is from the annotation of a GenBank genome assembly.
AUGGAAUUUGAUUUAGAAUUGUCUGUGAAUGAGGAAUCAUCAUCAUCUUCAUCUGUAUCAACAACUAUUGAAUUCAAGACAAGAAGACAAGGAAGAAGAUCAAGAAAUUCAGAUAGGUUUUCAUGGAUUCCAUCAAAAUCAUCAUCAGCUUCAACAAAAUCGAGAAAUCCCACCUCCCGACAACCGUGUUCUCCACGGAGGAUUAGGUGGUCCGGCAAGGCAGCCGCCGCGGCCACAGAAGAAACGCCCUUAUUUACCUUCUUCUGUGGACCAACUGACCCAAGAAGGAGAAGAAUAUGCACCGAGGCUGCCGGAAAAAAUGGGAGAAAGUUAUCAGUAUCACAACCAACAACUCCAACAGCAGCAGCAGCAGCAGCAGCAGCAACAGCAAGCAAGUGGGUCGUCGAGAUUGGGAUUGAGGGGGCGCAGGUGGCGGAGGCGGUGGCGAGAUUGUGGAAGUUCAGGGCGGUCACAUUGUACGCUCCACUGGCCGGAAAGACCGACACAGCAAGGUGUGCACAGCGAAAGGACCAAGGGACCGCCGUGUUCGUCUCUCGGCUCACACCGCCAUCCAAUUCUACGACGUCCAAGACCGCCUUGGUUACGACCGCCCAAGCAAAGCCGUCGAUUGGCUUAUUAAAAAAGCCAAGGCUGCCAUUGAUGAACUCGCGGAGCUUCCGGCAUGGAAGCCCACUGCCACUACGGCGACGACAACCCCAAAUUCAAACCUCGAUUGCAGAUUUUGAGCAAAACCCAGAUCAACAAAACUCAAAUCAUCAUCAACUAAGUCAUUUUGAGCAACACCCAGAUGAUAGUAUUGUUGAUAAUCAAAUGGGAAAUAAUACUUCUUCAGAUCCGAUUCUCCAGAACCACCACCAUCACCACCAACAAAACGAACAGGGAGGCGGAGACGCUGUUUCCGCCGGAUUUGUCUUCAGUUCGCAGCCGUCGCCGUCGACGCCUUUUCUGCAACCGUUGUUCGGUCAAACAACAAACAAUCAGUUAUUCAACAACAAUUCUCAGAGGGGACCCCUUCAGUCCAGUAACGCACCUUCGUUUCGUGCAUGGAUCGACCCGCCGCCACCGUUCACCGGUGUGGAUUUUCCGGGUUUCGUAUUCCAGCACGAAUUCAAGGUGAAGAGGAGGAACACGACGGCAUCUCCGAUAAGCCGUCCUCUGCAUCCUCCGAUUCUCGCCAUUGAUUCACCUUCAUCCUCCAUAAUCCUCUCAAACAGGAAAAAUUACGUCAAUCGCUGUACUUCAAAGCAAAGAGAGGAGGGGAGAAAGCUUCAAUGGCUGCUACACAGUGAGUAGAAGAAACCGAAUCCAUUCACAGGUUCUUCAGUCAUCACUGGUGUUUUUAAGAUUUAGCUUUCAUGUUUGAAUCGAGCUCUUUGUUUAGCUCUAAACCCUGUUUUAAAUUAUCUGGAUUUAAUGUUUUUAGACCAUGUAUGUGACUGUGCCAGUUGCCUUCUUUUGCUAUAUAAUUAUCAAAAAUACUCUGCUAAAAACGGAGCAAGUGAUUUGUUUUGGUUAUAAUUUCACUGUUCCUCACCCAACUUUAGUAAAACAAGAAUCUUUUCAAUAUCAACCAAAUCAACACAUUCUUUGUGUGUGUGAUUGAUUGAAAUUUGAAAGGCCAUGAGAUGAGAGGAGCAAAUGGGAUGUUUCCCUUUGUUUAGAAAAUUGUCAAUUUUUGAAUAAUGUGGGGUUUGAAAG